Molecule: messenger RNA, 1110 nt
Organism: Mesorhabditis spiculigera
Lineage: Eukaryota; Metazoa; Nematoda; Chromadorea; Rhabditida; Rhabditidae
Source: the annotation of a GenBank genome assembly
AUGUUGUUCAGUGCUUGGACCGGGUUUAUGGGGUCGUCGACGAUGCGCAUGGACUUUUUGCGGAUUGCCCUGUGCUGCUCGGCCGUCAUUUGCUGUCGGUGUACACCAUUUCAAAAGGCCGCGGUGACGCGCCUCGUCCGCAACAACGUAGAUGGUCUCGUGCUGUCGGUAGGCGAUGGGGCUAAUGAUGUGGCUAUGAUUCAGAAGCCGAUAUUGGUGUGGGGAUCACGGGCGUUGAGGGCAGCCAAGCUGCCAAUGCCUCCGAUUUUGCUAUCUCCUAGUUCCACCACCUGGAUCGACUGCUGUUUGUACACGGAACAACGUGCUUUCACCGGAUCUCGACCGUCGUGCUCUUCUCGCUCUAUAAUGAAUCUCAUCGAGGUUUCACUGAAUAUGUUCUACGGCUUCGACAAUGGCAAGUACCCGGACAACCCGGUGGCUCGACGAGUCGACGAUGGUCCGCUACAACCUCACCUACACCUGUCGGCGAACGCGAUGCUCCACGGUGCCAUGCUGUACUAUGCGUAUCGGAUCCUGGUGGCGCUGAUGGGGGAGGUUGAAUGUUCCCGAGUGGCCGUGACGGUUGGGGCCAGAUGGGUGGCUCGUGGCUGUAUUCGCCUCUACCGUACUCUCUACCCCUCCAUCCCUCCACCGUGUCAUCCAGUCGUUGGCAAAGAAAGUGGGCGGUUUUUCUCACUUCCUGUAUUCGGUCCUGGGGAUACCGUACUCGACACGUUCCGCCAGCCGAUGAUCCUCCUUGCCGACGUCGUCGGGCUGGAAGCAGGAGCUGGAGAGUGGAAAAACCAAAAUAAACCUGCCAAGCCGAGCACCAUCUGGUCGAGCAGAGCCCGUCUCGUCCACGAAAUCCCUCAACUCGCGCAACCCCCCGGCAUGUCAAAUGGGUGCGGUAGCCCCGGCUUUGGGUCAUCUUUUAUUUACCAGGCAUCACACCCCACCGCCGAGCCGAUCAUCACCGAAGAGCCGGUCGUUGCCAAGCCGAAUGAUGAACACAAACCAAGCCCUAGCUCCUCGGUGAGCACUCCAGCAGAAAUCGAUGGGAUUGGCAGACGCCCUGGCGCAUUCGUGCCGCUCUUCAACAUGUCGAUCACC